AUGCUCCCAUCAAAAGUACUCGAGCCUUCUCUUCCUGAUGAAUUCCUGGAGCUUCUGCGCUACCUGCAAGCUAUGCUCGAGCACAGAAGAGCUCGUGACUACGGCAUCAGCCCACGGGGAGAUGUCCCCUUCCCCAGGUCUGCCGCCGAGCGAGUCCUGAGCUACACACACUCCCGACUUAACAACAACAACCACGACAACGGACAAACCCCGCAUAGUACCAGCACCCAAGACCUCAUGCGGCUUGCUAACGAGUGCACCAACGGCCAGUCGACCUUUACCUCGCCUUCUGCCCGCCGAAGGACUGGCAUGACCCGGUACGGCAGCAUGACGUAG
Messenger RNA from Thermochaetoides thermophila DSM 1495, 336 nucleotides. RefSeq lists its product as uncharacterized. Lineage: Eukaryota; Fungi; Ascomycota; Sordariomycetes; Sordariales; Chaetomiaceae. The transcript has 2 exons. The coding region runs from base 1 to 336 and encodes 111 amino acids. The record is from RefSeq and is a predicted model, not a curated record.